Molecule: messenger RNA, 1098 nt
Organism: Plutella xylostella (diamondback moth)
Lineage: Eukaryota; Metazoa; Arthropoda; Insecta; Lepidoptera; Plutellidae
Biological process (GO): regulation of transcription by RNA polymerase II
Cellular component (GO): nucleus; transcription regulator complex
Molecular function (GO): DNA binding
Source: RefSeq, a predicted model, not a curated record
GACAUUUGACGAUACGCAACGUAAACGGAGGUUUCGAAUCCUGUGCUCCCUGGUCUCGCGCAGUUACCUCCGGGCCCCGCGCUCUUCAUUUGUUUAUUUUUUCUCUAUGUCUUCAUUCCACGUCGAGGACGCUUCCCGUCCGCACGCUUCAUUUGUUACAAUGGACGACAACAUCGAUUGUGACGCGCUUAUAAGUGCAAUAAAAUCACAAGAACUUAUAUGGAAUUAUAAACUUGAUGACCACAGUAACAAAAUAAAGAAAAAUAAUGCAUGGGCAACUAUUUGUGAGAAACUAAUUGAAAACUUUAAAGAAAACCCGGUGGCGGAAAAAAAUAAAAUCGCUAUGUCAUUACAGAAGAAAUGGAAAGUAUUAAGAGAUGGGUAUACCAGGUAUACGAGAAAAAUUAAACCAAAGAGUGGUUCAGCAGCCACCAAGAUACGACCCUACCCAUAUUAUGAGCAGUUAUCAUUUUUAAAGAUCAUUGAGGAAAGACCAGACAAAUCAGACAGUUUGGAAGAAAAAUCUGAAGGGAACGAUCAUAAUAAAGAAUCUGCAAAAAAAAAUUAUAGUGCUUUAAAAAGAAGACAUAAAACUGAGGACAACCUAAUUGAAAAAUUAUCUAAACGUAUUGAUGAAAAACCCAGUUCAAAUCUUGCAGUAGAAGAUGAUGACAAAUUGUUCUUACUAUCACUAGCUGGAGAGUUUAAAAAAAUUAAAGAUCAAUAUAAAUUAGAUGCAAGGUCAGAAAUCAUCAACGUAAUUAAAUACUUUAAAGGAAUAUCCCAGCAUACACAGUCAAGCUAUUAUGGUGAAAAUAGAGGAUAUUUUGCACAUUCAGCUAGUGAGCAACGUGGACUUAAUUACAACUAUUCAAGUUACAACAAGGGUUAUCAAUCUGCACCCUCUACAUCAACAAGUGACCAGCCUUAUAACUCUGCACCAGUCUCAGCUAAUGAUGAGUUUUCUCAGUCAUCCUAUGAAGACCUUCCACCUUCGUCUGUUCUAUCUGAUGAUAUUAUUACUGAUAUAUUCAAUGAAUAAACAAUAAAAAAAUACCACUUUUUUUACUAACCUCAGUGUUACAGCUAGCCUUUCUU